Lobosporangium transversale is the source of this 688-nucleotide messenger RNA. RefSeq lists its product as hypothetical. The coding region runs from base 44 to 526 and encodes 160 amino acids. NCBI's taxonomy places the organism in Eukaryota, Fungi, Mortierellomycota, Mortierellomycetes, Mortierellales, Mortierellaceae. The transcript has 5 exons. The record is from RefSeq and is a predicted model, not a curated record.
AUUGAACUGACUUUUUUUUUUUAUUCAAGCAAAAGUAUAAAUCAUGACUAAAUCAUCAUUCUGGAACACUGUCCGAAAGGCACUGACUGUCAACCCCAAAGUGUCUACUGGUAUGCCAGAUCCCAAGGAGUUCCGUUUUAUUGCACCUAGUGGUCAACCUCCAACUUUCGUCCCUAAUGAUCCAUUGGCGCACGACAUUGCACAGAACCCAUACUAUGGACGUGAUGUCAGGAGAAACUAUCCCCGUUUGACAGUGUACUCACAAGAAGAAGUUGCUGGACUAAUUGCUGCUAAGGAGUCAUUGGCCAUCGGUUCUGGAGAGUCAGCAGUUACAAAGACUGAAGAGAAUGCAUCUUUGACGGAGGUCAUCAAGAGUGUAAAAUCACCUCUUUAUGCUCCCGACAAUCUGCCCCCCACUCCUGUUCUCCGUAGCCGCAAAUACAAAUGGGUUUCUUCUCCUGAUCAACCUCCAGUUGAUAAUGGUACCUAUUGGACAAUGCGAAAUAUGAAGACUACUACUGUCUAAAAGUCAUAUAGCAGGCAUCCAUCAAUUUCGUAUCUCUCCUCUCCACUCUUUUUUUUAUUUUCUUUUUAUUUUAACUGUACUGUUUGGUCUGCCUUAUAUUUCGAAUGGAUUCUGCUUCCUGCACAAACUGGUGUAUAAGGCAAUGACUGCUAAUAAACGGGG